Penicillium macrosclerotiorum is the source of this 2091-nucleotide messenger RNA. RefSeq names its product ARMH3 family protein. Gene Ontology annotation, cellular component: cytosol. The record is from RefSeq and is a predicted model, not a curated record. The transcript has 7 exons. The coding region runs from base 1 to 2091 and encodes 696 amino acids. Gene Ontology annotation, biological process: regulation of Golgi organization. NCBI's taxonomy places the organism in Eukaryota, Fungi, Ascomycota, Eurotiomycetes, Eurotiales, Aspergillaceae.
AUGGAGGCAUCGCCCCUCACCCAACAAACGAGACCCGAGAUCUUCCAACCGAAGAUUGUGCAGCUCUACGAAACUCUCCUUAAACCCAACGACGAUGUCGAUGAACUAUCUGAAGGUUUCUGGAGAGAGUUCUUCCUCUUACCGCCAGGUCGUGAGCAGCUGUAUUCUCUGUUGGAUGCGCUAAACCCGGAUGGGAUCCUGAGCUUGCAGACGCAAACCAAACAGCUGUUUGCACGGGCUAUUCGGGAGGUCGCCUCGGGAACUGCACCAGCCGAUUCUUAUGCAUUGGAUACCUUGACAAUAUUCUUGACCAGUAUCCUGAGCAAGAAAUAUACGAACCCCAGCUCGGAUGUCAUAGCGGUUCUUGCCGGCCUCGACGAGGUCGACCGUGUUAUCUCGGAUUUUGUGUCAGUCCUAGAUAAUAUUGUGCGCAGUGGCAGGAGCAUUGAAUUGCGCCGCCAGGCCAUCAGGGUAGCUAUUGCCAUGACUAGCGGAGCCUAUAAGACCAGCUUGGUUUCUUAUUUUACACAUCGGGAUCUCUUUCCCUCGUUGAUGAAGUACGUACAUGAUUCUGAAACUCCACUGGGGGUGUUUGAUCCGUUUCUCUUGCUUGGGCUGCUGGCAAACUACAACAAAUUCGAAUUUCAAAAUCCUUACCAGCUCCGACUGGACGACUUUGUCAAUGAGUCAAGCAUCCAAAAGAUCGUCGAGGGCGUAGGAAUAGCUUGCGGUGGCCUUCGAAAUGGCUAUGUUGCCGUGCAAGACGAUGUCCCAGAAGGCUGGAGCUUGACGAGCACUCUGGUCUUUUUCGGCCUGCGUGCUCUCACCCCCGGUGCAAGAGAUAAGGCGAACCCUCCUUCAGCAGAAGAGGCGAAGAAAAUGUUUACGGAGCUGCCUGCGCAAGAAGCUUCCAUCCUGAUGGCAACCUAUGAUUUCACAAACUCGAACAAGCUUUUCGGGUACCACAUGGUUCAUUUGAGACCGGUCAAGGGUACCGACGAGUCACCAUUAUCUAGCUUCUUAUCUCUGUCCUCCUAUCUCCUUCAACACGCAUACCGGUCGCUGCGAGUGGCACACUAUGCCGAACUGAGCCUGUUCACACUCCGCAUCCUCGUCGAGGAUCCGACUCUCUGCAAACACAUCUGCAGCGAGGAUGGGAAGCGCAAAGUCCGGCUGUGCCGGCAACGCCAGCCCUUCCUUCCCCUUAUCAGCGGCGACCGGGUGCUCGCCACGAUUAUCUUCGAUGUCAUGAUUGACACUAUCACCCACAAUCUCCGUCGUCGGCUAGACGUCAAUAUUUAUAGGUAUGGCGAUUCCAAUCAUGAAAAUCUAUCUUUCAGCAACCCAAAUGAAUCCGGUACACAGGUCAUUGACACUCAUAAUCAAUACAGUCACACCAUUGCCAUCAUCCUCCGCCUCCUCACCUACCUCUCCAUGAACAAAAUCCGUCUCGCCUACCAUUGGUCCGAGCUAUGGCGCACUCUGCUAUCUCUUAUGCGCUUCCUGACAACUUACGCCUCUGACCUCUCCUCUAACCCCAGAAUCCACACUCUCACAACCUCUCUCGCCGACCUCAUGGCCUUCUGUGUCUCUGCUGGUGACACUUUCCUCCCCGACCCAGCCUCCUAUGACGACCUCUUCUAUAAGCUGGUUGAGACCGGGCCCGUGAUAUCCAAGUUCCGCGCCGUCUACGCCCUUUCUACCUCCUCGACGCCCACCAUCGCCGAUCCCACAUCAAACAAGGACGUUCACGCUGCAGCCAUCGAUACCCUCCUCUCCGUCUCGACCCACUUCCACACGCUGCUGUUCCACUCCGAGGCCGCGGACCCGGUUGCGGCGGCGGCAGCAGCCGCGGCCACAAGCCCCAAGACAGAUGGUGAGCCGACGCCCGUCGCACUGCCAGCCAUCAAGAAAAAAAACCUAAGCCCGCGCGAGGUGCACCGUAUCAUCAAGCAGGGCUAUGAUACUCUAAGUAUCCAGCCGCCGGAAGGCUUGACGACGUGGUCACGGUGGCGCGAGACGGAAUGGAAGAGCGAGCUGAAGCGGGCGGCGCGUUGUGCGGUAGAUGACGCGCGGCAGUUAGUUGCUUGA